AUAGCGUACUAUACAUCGCCACCACUUAGGGGACGAACUCUUCAGUACCUGCACUUCACACGCGCACCUCCCCUUCCUCCCCCCAUCAACGUGGCUGACGAAUUCUUCGACUGCUCUCGACUUGAGCACGCCUUCGACACCCAGGAUCAGGUCGACGUCUCUCGUGACGAUCCAAAGAGCAGCGAAGACAGACCUCCUUUCUUCAUCUGUGAUCGGCAACCGUGCCCUAAUCGCACUCCGCGGUCCAUCACUGUUGACGAAGGGCACUUCGUACCAAUCCGACGAGUCCAACACCCCAGAGGCCCUGCACUCCGGUACGCUGGCACCUCGAGAUCUACAUCUCGCCACGUCACUCCCGUCCCAUCCCGACCUGCCUCGCCAGGCACCCGCAUUCCCCAACCUGUCGCCAGUACAGGUCAAGCACGAGGAGAUCCCCAUCUCCCUCGAGGAACUGAGGCAGUCGCACAGCCUACAGCGACCCCUCAAGCGAUCCCCCAGCCCUCCUUGGGGCCGCGGUUGGAAAGGCCUCCCAAGACCGAGCCCCGCGACACUCCGCCGCAUUCUUGGGCCAGCUCGUCGUCAGCGGUCACCACCUCGACUUCAGUCCCUGUCCUACGUCACCCCGCCUCCGGGCUUCCUCAACCGGCUUCACCGCCGUUGCCGCCGCGAGGCCGCUCAAGCACUCGUUCCUCAGAGAAGUCCGCCCGGCGGACAGUCACAACAGUCGCCUUCGUCCGCGGGCAGUCCUUCGUCCCCCUCGUCGCCGAUAAUGUCCUCUCCUGCUGCAGUCCCUGA
Molecule: messenger RNA, 795 nt
Organism: Postia placenta MAD-698-R-SB12
Lineage: Eukaryota; Fungi; Basidiomycota; Agaricomycetes; Polyporales; Adustoporiaceae
Exons: 2
Source: RefSeq, a predicted model, not a curated record